Molecule: messenger RNA, 1160 nt
Organism: Paramecium pentaurelia
Lineage: Eukaryota; Ciliophora; Oligohymenophorea; Peniculida; Parameciidae
Source: the annotation of a GenBank genome assembly
AGUAAUAAAAUAAUAUUAAAUUAGGCAAUGUAGUAAGAAUAAUCAAGUCAUUUAACAAUAAAUCACUUCUAAUUGAUAAAAGUUAUAGGAAAAGGAUCUUAUGCAAAAGUGCUUUUAGUAAGAAAGAAUGACACAGGAAAACUUUAUGCUAUCAAGGCCUUAAAGAAGAAGUAUAUUCAAUAAAAGAGAUAGGAGGUAUGGAAUUAGAUUAAAUUAUAUAGGAACAUAUAAUGGUGGAGCGAAAUGUUCUGGUUUCUGCAAAUCAUCAAUUUAUUAUUAAAUUGGCAUUUUCAUUUUAAAAUGAGAGAAAACUAUACUUUGUUUUAGAAUAUUGUCCAGGUGGAGAGUUAUUCAAUUUAUUGUAGAAGAAAAAGAAACUGACAGAAGACUAGUAAGAACAUUGAUAUUAUUUAAAGAUGCCGAUUCUACGUCUGUUAAAUGAUAUUGGCUAUUGAAUAUUUGCAUGAAAAUAAUAUUAUAUAUAGAGAGUAAGUGAUGAAUUAUAAAUUAUAGUUUGAAACCAGAGAAUGUGAUAUUAGAUGCAGAAGGCUAUAUAAGAAUUACAGAUUUUGGAUUGUCCAAAAAGAAUGUCAAAUAAGAUAAGGAUGCAUUUUCUGUAUGUGGAACACCUGAAUACUUGGCUCCUGAGAUAUUGAUGAAAUAAGGACAUGGAAAACCAGUAGACUGGUGGACAUUGGGUUGCAUUAUCUUUGAAAUGAUAACAGGAAUGCCCCCUUAUUAUUCAAAUUAAAGAGGAGAGUUAUUCGAAUAGAUAAAGUUUUAAUUUCCAAAAUACCCAAAUAAUUUGAGUCCUGUUUUGAAAAAUUUACUAGAGGGUUUAUUCUAGAAACAACCAGAAAGUAUAUAAUUAGUAGAAAUACUUAGAGCGAUUGGGUUAUAAUGGAGCAAUAGAAAUAAAAUCACAUCCUUGGUUUGAGAAGGUCAACUGGGAUUACAUAUUACAAAAGAAGGUGGAAGCACCAUUUAAACCAAAGUUAACUAGUGAGGAAGACACUUCUCAUUUUGAUUCAGUAAUUAAUUGAAAAAUUCAAUAAAAUAGGAAUUCACAGAGUGUACCAUUGCUUCUUUUGAUACUGCAAGCUCAGAGGGUAGAAUUUAUUACGAUUUUUCAUAUGGUGGUAGCAUGAUUAAGGAGUGAA